AACAAAUUUAAAAAUAGUCGUAGUAUGAGUGCGGUUGAGCAUUGUUUAUUGGAUUUCAGUCAGUGCAUCCUAAUCCAGUUUGUGAUCACGUGAUCUACUGAGCAGCUGAUUUUGAAACUGCCCGAGGCGACUGCUGCGCCAUGAGGGCACACGGCCAAUGUCAUAGUUGCUCGCUCUGCUGUCAGGAGCGCCGGACUGUGAGCGGCGGCUGGGGUAUGUGGCGCCGCGCGCUAAUUCUGUGAUCCGGUGAUUGUGGACGAGUUGUUCCGCGGUGAGGUCGUUCCCAGUCCGUGGUACACUGAAUCCGCCGCUGGCGGUGCCUGCACGCUCUCCCGGCGCUGGGCGCUGCUCCUGCUGCUGCUGGGGGCCGCCUGCUGUCCGCUGCUGGUCGAGUGGAUGAGCCCGCUGCGGCUGCUACGCCACCUCUGCCCCCCGUCCGCCACCCGCGCCAUGUCCGCCGCCGCCGGUACCGGCUCCGGCGCCGACCUCUCGGUGGUGUAUGUGACGGCGCCGUCCGAUGAGGUCGCCCGUCGACUGGCCACGCUGCUGGUCCAGGAGCGCCGGCUGGCCGCCUGCGUCAACAUUGUGCCCGCUGUCACCUCCGUGUACGAGUGGGAGGGCGAGGUGCACCACGACAACGAGGUGCUGCUCAUCAUCAAGGCGCGUGCCGAGUCGGUGCCGGAGCUGGCGGCGGCCGUGCGCCAGAGCCACCCGUACGACUGUCCGGAAGUGCUGGCGCUGCCCGUGCUCGGCGGCAGCGAGCCCUACCUGCAGUGGGUGCGCGACACCGUGCGGCCCAAACAGCCCUGAGCGGAGGCACGGUGCAGUUCUGCAUCAUUGCCUGCAACAGCGGGAGACGCGUGGUUCGGUUUCAACCGAAGCGCUGUGAUUUUAGCGCUGUCCCGUCAUCGUCCGGCAUUGGUGAUGGCACGAACGGAUGGCGCAUUUAUCGUUGACAUGUGAUUUAACGGGUACUUGUCCAACCAGGAGCAGGUUUGUGUUUAACACGUUUGGUUUGUAUAGAGGUUUGUCAUUCGGGUAAUAAAGUGCUUUGGUGCCUGGC
Amphibalanus amphitrite is the source of this 1063-nucleotide messenger RNA. Its product is annotated as divalent-cation tolerance protein CutA-like. The transcript has a single exon. Bases 397 to 810 code for a protein of 137 amino acids. The record is from RefSeq and is a predicted model, not a curated record. Gene Ontology annotation, biological process: response to metal ion. NCBI's taxonomy places the organism in Eukaryota, Metazoa, Arthropoda, Thecostraca, Balanomorpha, Balanidae. Gene Ontology annotation, molecular function: copper ion binding.